Messenger RNA from Adineta steineri, 9978 nucleotides. NCBI's taxonomy places the organism in Eukaryota, Metazoa, Rotifera, Eurotatoria, Adinetida, Adinetidae. The record is from the annotation of a GenBank genome assembly.
AUGACUGCGUCUGAUGGAAAUUCGGGAUUUUUACGUGCAGCACGAGCAGGAAAUCUAGAGAAGGUUUUGGAAUACCUUCGUUCUUCCAUUGACAUAAAUACAAGCAAUGCUAAUGGAUUAAAUGCAUUACAUUUAGCAUCUAAAGAGGGUCAUGUAAAUAUAGUUCAAGAACUUCUUUCACGCGGUGCAAAUGUCAAUGCUGCAACAAAGAAAGGAAAUACAGCUCUUCAUAUAGCGGCAUUAGCUGGUCAAGAUGAAGUUGUUAAACUUUUAGUUAAAUAUAAUGCUAAUAUCAAUUGUCAAUCACAAAAUGGUUUUUCUCCUUUAUAUAUGGCUGCACAGGAAAAUCAUCUUGAAGUCGUCAAAUUUCUGCUCGCUAAUGGCGCUAAUCAAAGUUUAGCUACUGAGGAUGGAUUUACACCGUUGGCUGUUAGUCUUCAACAAGGUCAUGAUAAAGUAGUGGCUAUUCUUUUAGAAAAUGAUUCAAAAGGCUCAAAAGUACGCCUUCCAGCAUUACAUAUAGCUGCAAAGAAGAAUGAUACAAAGGCUGCUGCAUUACUUUUACAAGGAGAUAGUCAACCAGAUCUUAAUUAUAAGGAAGGAGGAUUUGUCAAUUGUACAACAAAGUCUGGAUUUACUCCAUUACAUAUCGCUGCUCAUUAUGGUAAUUUAGAAGUAGCGCAAUUAUUAAUUGCUCGUGGUGCUGAUGUCAAUUAUGCAGCUAGUCAAAAUAUAACACCAUUACAUGUUGCAUCGAAAUGGGGUAAAGAUAAUCUUGUUAAAUUAUUACUUGAAAAAGGUGCACAAAUUGAUUCGAAAACAAAAGAUGGUCUUACACCACUUCAUUGUGCUGCACGAUCUGGUCAUGAUCAAGUAGUUGAUCUAUUACUUGAAAGUGGCGCUCCAUUUGGUGCAAAAACAAAAAACGGUCUCUCAGCACUUCAUAUGGCUGCACAAGGUGAUCAUGUUGAUGCAGCACGUAUUUUACUUUAUUAUAAAUCUACAUUAGUUGACGAUGUUAGCUCCGAUUAUCUAUCUGCUUUACAUGUCGCAUCUCAUUGUGGAAAUUAUAAUGUUGCUAAACUUCUAUGUGAACGUCGUGCUGAUGUUAAUGCAAAAGCAUUAAAUGGUUUUUCAUGUUUACAUAUAGCAUGUAAAAAAAAUCGUUUAAAAUUAGUUGAAUUAUUAAUUGCGAAUGAUGCUGAUAUUGAAGCUAAAACUGAAUCAGGUUUAACAAGUUUACAUGUUGCAGCAUUUGUUGGUAGUCAUGAUAUUGUGGUUUAUUUAUUACAACAUGGAGCUAAUAUUGAUGCUAUAACAAUACGUGGUGAAACACCAUUACAUUUAGCAGCACGAAAUAAUCAAAUUGAUAUUGUUCAAACAUUACUUCGUUAUGGUGCAACAGUUGAUGUUAAAGCUAAAGAAGCACAAACAUGUUUACAUCUUGCAACACGUUUGGGAAAUAUUGAAAUUGUUAAUUUAUUAUUAAAAUCAAAUGCUUAUGUUGAUAAUGAAACAAAAGAUGGUUAUUCAAGUUUACAUAUAGCGGCGAAAGAAGGACAUGAAGAAAUUGCUAGUUUAUUAAUUGAUCAUGGAGCAAAUUUAAAUUUAUUUACAAAAAGAAAUUUCUCAGCCUUACAUAUCUGUAGUAAAUAUGGAAAUAUUAAAGUUGCUAAUCUUCUUUUACAAAAAGGAGCAACACCAGAUAUUCAAGGCAAAAAUGAUUUAACACCAUUACAUUGUGCUGUUCAUUAUAAUCAUGGUAAUGUUGCACUUCUUUUAUUACAACAUGGUGCUAGUCCACAUGUAACAGCACGUAAUGGUUAUACACCUUUACAUAUAGCUGCAAAGAAAAAUGCUCUUGAUAUUGCUGAAAUGUUAUUAGAAUAUAAUGCUAAUACAAAUGCUCAAUCAACUGGUGGUUUUACACCAUUACAUUUAAGUUGUCAAGAUGGUCAUUCUGAUAUGACUUAUCUUCUUUUAGCAAAUCAUGCUGAUCCAAAUAUAGCAUCAAAAUGUCAUUUAACACCAUUACAUCUAUGUGCACAAGAAGAUCGAGUUAAAUGUGCUGAAGCAUUAGUUAAUAAACAAGCUGACAUUGAUGCACAAACACUUAGUGGUUAUACAAGUUUACAUGUUGCGUGUCAUUUUGGUCAAAUCAAUAUGGUUCGUUAUUUAUUACAACUUGGUGCCAAUGUUAAUAUUGAAACAAAUCUUAUGUUUACACCACUUCAUUCAGCGGCUCAACAAGGUCAUGUUAUGAUUGUUAAAUUAUUACUUGAACAUGGUGCAUCACCAAAUAAAACCAAUAAACAUGGAAUGACAGCUCUAUCAAUUGCACAACGUCUUGGUUAUAUUUCAGUAGUUGAAGAACUUAAAGUUGUAACUGAAACAACAAUUGCUAGUAAACAUGAAUUAAUAACUGAAGAACGUUAUAAAAUUCAAGCCCCUGAAGUUUCACAUGAAGAGCAUCCAUUAACUGAUUCAGAAGAUGAAACAGAUAUGCUUGGCGAUGCAAGUUCAAAUGUCCAUAUGCAAUAUUUACGUGAAGGUGUUUUAAUGACUGAAGCAGAAGAAAAUAAAUUAAAUCAAACAUCGUUUAUAAAAGAAGAACCAGAAUAUCCUAUGUUAGCUGGAAAAGAUCAUUGGACUGAAAGUCGAGAUAAUUUAAAUGAUCAACCAACUCCAGUAGCAGCACCACAAUCACUAAUUGCAGAUAAUGAAAUUAUUACAAAACCACGACAUGGAGGGGAACGUUUUCAGUGUCGAUCAUUUUUGGUAAGCUUUUUGGUUGAUGCACGUGGUGGUUCAAUGCGUGGUUGUCGACAUUCAUGUGUACGAGUUAUUAUUCCACCAAAACGUGCUAGUAUGCCAACAAGAAUUACAUGCCGUUUUGUUAAACGUGAAAAAUUAACUGUACCACCACCGAUAAAUGAAGCGGAAGCAUUAGCUGCACGUGUUUUAGAAGUUGGACCUGUUGGUUGUAAAUUUCUAGGGCCUGUUAUUCUUGAAAUUCCUCAUUUUGCAUCAUUACGAAAUCAUGAACGUGAAAUAGUUGUAUUACGAAGCGAUAAUGGCGAAAAAUGGACUGAACAUACAAGUUCAGUAGCAGAUGAUGCAUUACGCGACGUUUUUGGCGAUUCUGUUGAUGCAGAAGAUUUAAAAAAUGCCGAAGAACUUCAAUCACAUCGUAUAACACGUAUUAUAACAAACGAUUUUCCUCGUUUCUUUGCCUUAAUUACACGUAUACGUCAAGAAGCAAGUUUUAUUGAUGAACAAGGUGGUUUAUUAACAUCAACAAUAAUUCCAACUAUUCAAGCACAUAUACCCGAAAAAGCAUUACAAAAACGUAUACGAGUAUCACUUCAUGUUUUACCAAUAUCAACUCAAUUAGUUCAACGUUCAUAUGGUUCACGUAUUCAUGUUAGUCCUGUUGUUACAGUUGAACCACGUCGUCGUAAAUUUCAUAAACCAAUAACAAUAACAAUACCAUUACCAACAAAAUCGUCAUCAUCAAGAAAACAUUCAUAUCAACAACAACAUGGAAAUGCUUAUACAAGUGAUUCUCAAACACUUCGUUUAUUAUGUAGUAUCACUGGUGGUACACAUGCAGCUCAAUUUGAUGAUAUUACUGGCCAUACACCAUUAACAUUCUCAAAUGAUUGUGCGACAUUUACAACAACUGUUUCAGCUAGAUUUUGGUUAAUCGAUGCUCAAGGUGUAUCCGAUAUUCUCAAGUUAGCUCAUGAAAUAUAUCGUGAAGCAACAUCAGUUCCAUAUAUGUCACGUUUUAUUGUUUUUGCUAAACGACAUGAUUUAAAUGAAGCAUUAGUUCGAAUAUUUUGUAUAACUGAUGAUAAAGAAAAUAAAACACUUGAAAUGCAAGAACAUUUUACUGAAAUAGCUAAAUCAAAAGAAGUUGAAGUUGUUAAUGGUAAUUCAAUUUAUAUUGAUUUACAAUCAACUAAUUUACAAACAAUUAUUAAAACCAAUGAACAAUUAACAUUAGUAUUUCGUGCAUUUAAAGAAAAUCGUUUACCAUGUGUUGUUCGUUUACGUGAUCAAGAACAAGAACCAUCAGGACGUUUAGUUUUUUCAAAAGAUAAUGGAAAACUAACAUCAAUUCAACGAACAACAUCAAUUACAAUGACAAAUGGACAAGCAUCAGCAUUAUCAUCAACAACUGUUAUCGAUCCGCAAACAUUACAAACAAUUUGUAAUUUAAAUAUUCUUGUACCUGCUUAUGAUAAAGAUUUACUUGAGAGUGAAGAACGUCUUCGAGCAUUACAAUGUGUUGAACGAGAUCAUCAUUCUGAAAGUUGGAAAUCUGAUGAUAUGUAUCGAAAAGGAGAAAUACGUUUAACUGAUAUUGCUCGAAUGCUUGGAAGUGAGUGGCCAGCACUUGCUGCCGAACUUGAAUUAAGUGAAGAUGAAGUACGAAAAAUAAUGGAUGAAUUUGGAGAAAAUGCUUCAUUACAAAUGUUACGCUAUUGGCUUAAAUCACGAGGAACUGAUGCAACAGGAAAUUUUCUUCAACAAGCUUUACGUAAAAUUGGAAAGGAAAAUAUUGUUCAUAAUUGUGUAUUUAAUAUUGAAUGGGUUACUGAUGCUGCUGAAAAAGAAUUAGCUAAAGCUCGUCUUAAUAGUCAAAAUGGUAUUGUUGAUGGAAUUGCAAUUAGUGUUACCGAUAUAGCAGGUACAAUACUUGAAUCACUUAAAGGACAAUUUGAAACACAUCGUAAAGUUGAUAGUACAACAUCACCAUUAGAUAUAAAUAAAUUAAAUCUAUUUCAACAAUCAUCAGCUAUACAAACAUCACCAACAAAUACGAGAUUACCCAAUUCACUUGAAAUACAUUAUGAUGCUGAAUCACCUAAAAGUCCAUAUUUAGUUAUUAAAGCUGCGAAUUCAUUUUGGAUGGUACAACCCAUACAAAAUUCUGAUGUUGAAGAACAUUUAAAAAAAUUUUCAUCACCCGUUAUGAAACGUGCUACAAUAAAAUUACCUGAUAGUUUCGAUAUUGAUAGUGAUUCUGAUGAUAAUGCAAAAAAUCCUAGUAAUCAUAAUUCAAUAUCGGAAGAAGAUGAAAAUUUAACAAUUGAUCCCUAUGAACAAUUAUCUGAAAUGAAAACAAUACGUUCAUCAUCAUUAUUUCAAAAUGAUGAUCAAUUUGAAAAAUUUGAUAUUAAACUAGAUGAAAUUUAUUUAAUUAUUGAUCAAUUAAAACAUGAACCAUUAACAUCAAUAAUAUCAAAUAAUUUACAAAAAAAAAUUCAUGAUUUAAAAUUUAUUAUACAUAAUAUAAAUUUAAAUAAACAAGAUGAAUUACGUAUUGAAUAUGAAUUAGAUGAAUUAGAUAAUUUAUUAAAUCAAAAAUCAUCAUCAUCGAAACAUAAUAAUGAUUAUAAUUUAAUUGAAUUAUUUGAACAAAAUCUUAAUGAAUUGCAACAUCUUAUUGAACAAAUGAAAUCAUCGGAUUUACAAUCACAAAAAAAUUUAGUAACAGAUUUUGAAGAUAAAUUUGAAUCGAUACAAAAUAUUGAAGAAGAAAAACAUCGAUUUAUAUCUAAACAUCCACGUCUUAUACCAGAAAAUCCUGUUAUAACAAGUGAUGUCUUUUUUGAAGGUGAUAAAAUAAUUAAAACUAAAAAAUCAACACCUAUUCCACGUCUUAUACCAGAAGAUGCACGAAUAAGUGCAGCAAGUUUUUAUGAAGGUGAUCUAACACGUUCAUUAUACCAUCAUGUUGAACCAGAAAAAGAUCCUGAAAAUGUUUCAAAACAAAAACAAUGUUUUAUACCUGAAAGUCCACUUGUUUCACGUGAUAAUUUUUAUGAAGGUGAUGCACAACGUUCAAUGUUUAGUAAACGUUCUAAUCAAACAGAAACAGUAUCAUCAACAUCAUCACCACCAAUAUCAAUUGAUAAUCUGCGAGGAAUAAUGAGUGAUUUAAUGCUUGCUGCAUCAUGGUCAAAGCGACCUUCAAGAGUUGAAAAACAAGCAACAAAAGAUGAAGAAGAAAUAGUUGCUGAAUCAUUUAUUACAACAGAACGAAACAAUUCAAAAUCAUCAUCAUGUGAAAUUAUCCAUGAAAUUGAAAACUUACCAUAUACACAUCCAUCAAUUAUAGUUGAAGAACAAAUUAAUAAACCACUUUAUCCAACUAUAAUUGAAGAAGAUGAAUUAAGUAUAGAAAAAUCUCUUGAAGAAGAAAAACCAUCAUCAAAUGAAGAUGUAUCGAGACAAGUAUCAGGUGAAAUGACAACGAUUGUUGUAUCUCCUCCAUCAUUUGAACAAGAUGAAGAUGAAGAAGAACAAGAACAAGAACAAGAACAAGAAAAUCAAUCAAUAACAGAUAAAAAUGAUUCGGAUCGAAUAAAUUAUGAAAAUUGUCUUGUUCAAACAUCAAAUGAUGUUGUUGAUAAAGUAUUAAAUGCAGCUAUUUCCGAAACAAUCGAACAAGAAAAAGAUGAAUUAUAUUAUCAAACAGCUAUGGAACUUGUUCAAAAUGCGAUUAGAAAUGCACUUGAACGAUAUAAUAGUGAAUCAGAUUUAAAUAAAUCAUUAUCAUCAUCAUCAUCAUCAUCAUUGAAUGAAGACGAAGAAGAAGAAGAAGAAAAUCAUCUUCAAGAAUAUUUAUCAUCGGAUGAUGAUGAAGAAAAUGAAAAAUUAAUUCCACAAAUAAAUGAUCAACCAUAUUUAUUUGUCAAUGAUGUUGUGACAUCAAAAUCGACACAAGAACUUGGUGAUCUUGUUCAAGAAUUACAAAUACUUGAACAUAAAAUUCAUAAGAAACAUUCAUUUUCAUCAGCAUCAUCAAGUUUCUCGGAAAAUGAACACAAUGAUGAAUCUAUCAAUUUAUCUAUUCCACAAAUAAUUCGAACAAAAUCCGUUACGGAAUUAAAAAAUCUUGUUUUUGAAUUACAAAAUGUUGAAGAACAACUUGAAGAUAAACUUGAUUCACCUAAUGAAACAAUGAAAUUACCAAUGUCAUCAAAAUCAUUUAAUGAACUUGGUGGUUUAAUUAAUGAAUUAAAUAAUGUUUCAAAACAACUAAAUAAUCGUAUAAAUGAAGAAAUUUUUAUAGCAACAAAUAUUGAUUCAUUAUCCGAAGAUAUUAUUAAAUAUCGUCGUGAUUCAUUAACAAAUUCAAAUGAUCAGUAUUUUCAUCAAACUGAACGACAACCAUUAAGUCGACCAACAUCACCAAUAUCGAAACAAGAUUUUCUUGAUAUGACAUGUAUAUCUAUGAAUGAUAUUGAUCAAGUUUGUCAUCAAUUACAAUAUGAACAAUUUGAACACCAAAUUGUAGAUAAUCUAAUUAUUGAAAUUAUUCGUGAAGCAGAAGAUAUUAUUGUUAAAGAGUUAUCGGUUAAUAUUAAAUCUAAUCCAAUUAUGAUCGAUAAUCAACGACGUGCAUCAUGUCAUCGAUCAACAACAACAAGUAUAUCUGAUGAUCAAGAUCUUUCACAUGAAGAUAAUAUUGGUGAUAAGACAUUUGAAUUAGCUGCUCAACUUGAUUAUCUUCGACGUAUGUCACGUUAUGAAAAUUUAGCAUAUAAUCCAGAAGACUUAGAAAAAUCUCAAACUACUAGUCAGUACACAUUACUACAAACAGAUCGUAGUGAUGAUGAUGAUGAUAAUGAUGAUUUAAAAUCAGCAAGUUAUUUAACUAUGGUUAAUGAAGAACAAUUAUCUUCUGAUGAAGAUAAACAAAAAGAAUUAAUUAAUAAAAUAAAACAACAACAACAAAUGAAUAUAAGUCAAGAAUCAAUUACUCAACCAUCAUCUGAUUCACUUGAUUAUCAUUCAAUUGAAAUUAAUCAAAUACCUGUACGACGAACAACUAGUGAAAGUAGUCUUCAUAGUACAUCAUCAUCAAUUCAUUCAUGUGAAACACAUUCAUUAUCAACAUCAUGUUUAAUUGAUAAAGAUGAACAAGAACAAAACCUAUCUGAAAUACCAUCAAAUGAUAAUGAUUUUUUUGAUUGUGUUAAAUUAGUUGUUAGUAAACCACUUGAAAUAAUAGAUAAUUCUAAUCAACAACAUUUUCAAUCAGCACAUGAUUUACAUGAUGAAGAAAAAAGUAAACUUGUUCGUAGUCCUGAACUUUAUAAUAUGGAUAAUGUUAUAAAACAUGAUCAAAAAUCUUUAUUAUCAUCAAAUACACAAUUACAAUAUCGUACAUUAUCGGAAUCUGCAUUACCUCAAGAUGAUUCCAAACGUCAUAGUUUAACAACAAGUAAUGAUGCAUCUAUUGAAUAUUUAACAGCAUUAUCAAAAGAAAAUUCAAUUGAAUUUAAUCAACAACGUCUUUCAACACCUUAUGAUGAUGUUCCAGAAAAAGAAUCAAGUCCUGAACAAUCUGAAUCGUGUAAUGUUUCGUCACCGAUAUUUGCUGAUGCAAUUGAACCUACAAGUAGUUGUCAACGUCCACUAGCAUUUCGUGUACCUGGUCAACAACGUAUAAUAACAGAUGAAGAAUAUUUUAUUGUUGCAAAUGAUCUUGCAAAUCAAGUUUUACAUGAUGUUCUUACUGAAUUAAAUGGUGAACAAGAUGAUUUAUCUCAAAGUAAUACAAGUGAUAAAUUAUCAAUAAGUAGUAGUACAUCAUCGGAUAUUGAUGAUGAUGAUGAUAAACUUAUUGAAGUUGAUGAAGAAGCUGACGAAUAUAUCGAAACUAAGACAUUCAAUGAUAGAGAUAAUUAUUCAACUACUACACAACAAACUUCAAAUCGAACAUCAUUUUCAAAAGGUUUACGUCGUGCACAAACUGAUGCAAAAGAUUUUGAUAUUAUACAAAGUCCAUAUACUUUAAAUGCACCAUUAAUUCGUUGUAAUUCCCAGUCAGAUACAGAAGUUUAUUUUCGUAGUGUAUCACCAUCAAUGAAUGAUUAUCGACAAUAUGAAAAUUCAAGUUCCGAUGAAGAAGCAUCAAAUAAAAAACAUAAAUUAUUAAUAAAACCAAAAGAAAAAUAUUCCGGUGAAGGUGAAGAAAGUAGUGGUGGUGAAGGUAAAGAACGAACACAUCCUCGACGAAAACGUUCCAAUGAUCAAACAAAUAUUCAUGAAUCACCACCAAAUAAAAAUGUUACAUUUAAAUUAGAAAUAAAUGAUAAUAAUAAUAUUAAACGUCAAGAUAGUUUAGAUUCACCACCACAAGAUUUAAAUGAAAAAUCUAUACUUAAAAGUUUACAAGAAGGUAUUCUACGUAUUAAUCUAGAAUCAAUACAUAUUGAUUUAAAAUUAAUAAAUCAACAGAAAGAACAUCUUCAUGAAAAUAUUUAUGCAUCAAUAACAAAAAAACCAUUUAUACCCUAUGAUUAUGAUGCUGGAAGUGAAACUGAUCGUGAUGAUUUAAAAAUUAUCCAUACAUAUAAUGAAUCAAUAACACAAAUAACAUUUAAUCAAUCGACGAAUAUUAAAUAUAAUACAUUAUCAAUUGAUAUUGAUAUAAAAAAUCUUUUAGAAGAAUUAAUUGAAUCAAUAAAUGAUGAUUUAACAAUAUCAAUAUCAAGUGAAUCACAAUCGGAUGCAACAACAGUUAUAUUUAAUUCAAAUAAAACAUCAAUGGAUGAUGAAGAAAAUAUUGAACAACAAAAUUCGAAUUCGGAACAAAAUGAUAAACAAUAUUUAUCAAUACAACCAAUAAGUUCAUCUUCAUCAUCAUCUGCAUCAUCUUCAGCUCAUUCUGUGAUAUAUUAUCAACAACAACAAUCACAAAUGAAAACUAGUUUACCUUGUAUUGUACAUACAAAAACUAAAAAACAAUUAUCAACACCAUCGUUUUCUAAUAUCGAACAUUGUACUAAAAAAAAAUUCCGUUCAUAUCCCGGUUCGUUGGGAGGCACCGUCGCUCAUAUAACUUCUUCUCCUAAUACAUCUACUCCCGAUGAUUACUAUACGUCAAUAACAACAACAUCUACUACUUUUCAAAGUGGUAACGAACCACUCUAUUUCUCGUUUUUUCCUUCUUGA